AUGGCCUCCGCCAGACCGGAGGCUGGUAGCCCGGCUGUUAGCUCGUCGGCGUCCUCAGCUCCGGACUCUCCCGGAGUCCUCCGUAACCGUAAGUUCGGCGACCGUGCCAACCCCGGGGCCAUGCGUCGGUCCUCUACGGCCGGACCACCCGGACCUCCCGGCCCAAGAAUACCACCGCCUGAGAACUAUAUCCACCGCCGCAGCUCCACUUUCUCGCAAUAUAGCAUCAAUGAAGCAGUCCAAGAUUUCCAUGAAGAGAUCGCUGAUCCCGGGCCGGAGGUUAACCGCGAGCCGACAACAUGGAAGUCGUUGUUACCUAUCAUGUUUGCUUCGGUCCCUCCCAUCGCAGGACUGUUCUUUGAGAACGGAACAGCCUUCUUCAGCGACCUCAUCCUACUAUUUCUUGCUACCAUCUUCCUCCACUGGUCUGUAACGGCGCCAUGGAAAUGGUACAGCUUGGCCCAGCAGGUUCGGGAGGACAAUGAGCCGGCCCUUGAGGAAUCACUUAAAGCACAAGACGACGAAUCGGCGAUCAAAUCCGACAGCGACUCCGAGUCAGUAAACGGCAUACAUCGGUCAAAGGUGGACAAGUAUGACCGAACACGCCAGGCGGACGAAGCUCUGGAUAGGUUACAGAGCCUCGAAAUAAUGGCGCUGGCCACAUGUUUCUUGGCCCCUGCCAUUGCCACAUACCUCCUCUACUCGGUCCGGUACCUCCUUAGCCCCCCUUCCGAAAACCUGGUCUCCAGCUUCAACCUCGCAAUCUUCCUGAUGGCCGCCGAGAUGCCACCGGUUUCGCAUUUGAUCAAAAUGAUCUUGGCGAGGACACUCCACCUACAACGGAUCGUCAACGCCAACCCGUACCGGGUGGUGUCGGUCACUGCCUCCAACUACCGCGACCUCCUGGCGCGGAUCCAGGACCUCGAGGCGCGGGCGCUCGAGCAGUCUGAGAGGCCCCGGUGCGAAGGCUGCGACUGUAUUGACGGCCAGAAGCAGCAGCAGACGGCUAAGCGACUGCGUGAGGACGUGGCGCGGGACGUGCGUGCUGCCGUCGGCCCGGAGAUCGACGGCGUCGUCCGUGCAGUGAGGCGCUAUGAGAGAAAAACCAGCACCCUCACCAGCGACACGGAUCACCGGCUGGCGGAUCUGCGCCAACGCCUCGACGAUGUCAUCGCGCUGUCCGCCGUCGCCGCUAGGAACAAUACUGGCGUGUGGGGGCUCCUGGAGACGAUGGCCGGCGGCUUUUGGAUGGUGCUUUCGGUCCCCGUGGCGGCGGCGUUGUCUUUGGUUUCGCUGCUUCUAUCCCCUAUUGUUAAGCCGCUGAGCUGGAUUGCCCAUCAGGGACGGCGCUCGAGGACUGAGGCCGAGGAGCGGAAUCACGAACGGGGGAGGAAAGUAGUUACGAAUGGGCAACCGCAAGAGAAUAGCCAAGCACGGGCGCGGUCCAUCAAGCAGGGGCGGGCUGCCCCGACAUUUCCGGCUGUGUUUCCACCGAGGCCGAAUAGGUUCAAGUCGGGGUGA
This is a messenger RNA of Chaetomium globosum CBS 148.51, 1521 nucleotides long. RefSeq lists its product as uncharacterized. The coding region runs from base 1 to 1521 and encodes 506 amino acids. The transcript is spliced from 2 exons. Lineage: Eukaryota; Fungi; Ascomycota; Sordariomycetes; Sordariales; Chaetomiaceae. The record is from RefSeq and is a predicted model, not a curated record.